CGUUUAUCUACAAUCUACUUCGUAUUUCGUAUAAUAUGCCCUCCCCUGUACGGCUGUACCCAGCAUAUAUACUCUACUCUGUAUGCAAUUGUGUGUAAAUUGUGAGGUUAGAUAGAAAGUAGACUUGUGCGGUGCUAGCGAUGGCGAAUGCACCGGCGACAUGUAACGUUUUCGUGUACGGCAGCCUUCAAGCAGACGACGUCGUCCGGGUCCUCCUCAACCGCGUUCCUCCUUCUUCCCCGGCUGCCCUCCACCAUUAUCAGAGAUUCAGCAUCAAGGGACGUGUUUAUCCUGCAAUUCUACCAGCACAAAGAAGUAAAGUCGAUGGAAGGCUUCUGUGGGGUAUCACUCUUCCCGAGCUGGAGAUCCUCGAUAAAUUCGAGGAUGUUGAAUAUGAGAGGAGGAAUGUUGAUGUUUCUCUUGUGGAUGCUAGUUCAGAAGUGUUUCAGGCGUAUACGUAUGUUUGGGCUGAUGCGGCUGAUCCAGACUUGUACGGGGAGUGGGACUUUGAGGAAUGGAAGGAUCUGCACAUGGAAGACUUCAUCAGAAUGACGACAGGAUUUGUGGAAGAAAAUGAACUGGAAUCGAGGACAAGGGUGCAAACUUAUGAGUCCUUCUACAAGCAAGAAGAUGACCAUUAGAAAAGGGGAGGAUGAUCAUGAUUCUUCUGUUUUGGUUAACUUCAUCUGUCUUCAAAUUUAAUUAUCUUACUGUACUUUCACUAUGUAGUUGGUGCAGCAAUAAUAAAUAAUCUUUAAGGUAUAUUAUCAUCUGUCCGUCUAAACAAGCAAUCAAACCAUAAUCGGAUUUGGCUUUAAUAUUAUGUUAAGAUA
This is a messenger RNA of Cuscuta epithymum, 833 nucleotides long. NCBI's taxonomy places the organism in Eukaryota, Viridiplantae, Streptophyta, Magnoliopsida, Solanales, Convolvulaceae. The record is from the annotation of a GenBank genome assembly.